AUGGCCGAUAUCCAAGCUUUACUUUCUGCACUGGAUGUGUUCAAUAGAGCCCCAGACAAGGCAUCGCUGGAGAAAGCAAACUCCUGGCUUCAGGAUUUUCAACACUCUCCCGAGGCCUGGUCGACCUGUAACGUCCUCCUCCUCUCACCUGAUGCACCACCAGCUGCAAAGUUGUUUGCUGCUCAGACUUUCAGAACGAAAGUCACAUACGAUCUCCAUCAAGUCGAUGCUCCAAAUCUGCUACCUCUUCGAGAUACUCUGGUCACCGCUCUUGAGAGAUAUCAUGCCGGACCCAAGACCAUCAUUGUUCAGCUAUGUCUGGCCAUAUCAGGGUUUGCUCUGCAAGUCCCUGCUUGGGAUGAUGUUCUCCAAAGCAUGAUCGACAAAUUUGGUCGGAAUCCAGCAACAGUUCCAGCAUUAUUACAGUUCCUGACCCUCCUUCCUGAGGAACUGGUUAGCAACACCAGAAUACCUGUGACGGACGACGACUACCGAGAAAGGUCUGCUGCACUGCUUACUACUAAUUCGCAGCAGGUUUUGGAACUGUUGGCGAUGUAUAUUCAAGCUUCAGGUAUUACACAUACUGUACAGGCGCAAAUCCUAGACUGCCUGCGAAGCUGGUUGGUAGCAGGCGAGGUUAAUACCAUCGGUCUCGCUGAAUCACCAUUACUUGGCCUCGCGUUUGAGGCCUUAGCCUCGGAUGAUCUUUUUGAUGCCGCUGUUGAUGUCAUCUGCGAACUCAUCCACGAGACCCAAGAAAUCGACGAAAAUAUGCCCUUAAUCCAGCUCAUUGUGCCGCGAGUUAUCGCAUUGAAGCCUCUUCUGGAGACACAAAAAGAUGACCCCGAGAAGAUCAGAGGGUACGCUCGCAUAUUCACCGAAGCUGGAGAGACUUACCGUCUUUUACUUCUCCAACACACUGAGACGUUUUACCCCAUUGUCGAAGCCAUCGGCGAGUGUUCUGCAUACUCUGAUCUCGACAUCGUUCCUAUCACUUUUUCCUUCUGGAUGCGGCUCGCUCUCACCAUUGGCAAGAAACAAUCCGUAUCACCCUUAUUCAUUGAAGCUUACCGGGCGCUUCUGGGUAUCAUUAUACAGCACCUUCAUUUUCCGGCUGACUUGUCGACAAUGUCAGGGCAGGAAGCUGAUAAUUUUCGCUCAUUUAGACAUGUAAUGGGUGAUACCUUGAAAGACUGUUGCUACGUCCUGGGAACCGAUACAUGCCUACUCUCUGCUUAUGGAUUGAUCACCAAUGCUCUCUCUCGUAGCCCGGAAAUCAUCUCAUGGCAGGAAAUUGAGGCCCCUUUGUUUGCUAUGAGGUCGAUGGGCGCUAAAGUUGAUCUAUCGGAAAACAACGCCGUGCCUAAAAUUAUGGAUUUGAUACCUUCGCUACCCGAUCACCCAAGGGUUCGCUACGCAGCACUGCUUAUCAUUUCUCGCUAUACGGAGUGGAUCAAUCUCCAUCCUGAAUAUCUUCAAUUCCAACUUCAGUACAUUUCGGGUGGCUUUGAAAGUUCGGAUAGUGAAGUUAGUGCUGCUGCUGGUCAGGCAUUGAAAUAUCUGUGCCAGGAUUGUAAGAAACACUUGGUUGAUUUUUUGCCUACCCUUCAUACGUUUUUGAGUACCACUGGCUCAAAACUUGCGCAAGAUGACAGACGUCAAGUGUACGAAGCCAUUGCAUAUGUCAUAUCUGCCAUGCCUAUGGACAAGGCUGCAGAGUCACUUCGUACCUUUUCUCUUGACAUCCUUGCUCAAGUUCACACGGUAACAAGUAAGGCGACGCCGGCAACAAAGCAGGAGCUCAAGGCACUUGAAUUUGGUUUAGAGAAUCUGGAGGUUAUGCUGCAUGUGAUUGGGCCUUUUGGAGAUGUUCUCCCUGCAGCUUGUGAGAACAGCUGUCAAGAGGCUUGGUCCGUCUUCGAUGCUUUCCUCGCAAAGUAUGCGUUCGAUUUUGAUACAUCCGAGCGAGCUACUCGUGUUCUUCGGCAUGGCCUGACCUUCUUUGGGAAAACGGCACUCUCUAUUGCCCCAUCCGUUAUAAGCAGAAUGGUCACAUCCUUUGAGGCGACAGGAUUCUCCAACUAUUUAUGGAUUGCAGGUAAAUUUGUUGGUGCGUUUGGCAACGAGGAGAACGCUACCAUUCGCAGUGCCUUCCGGGUACUCUAUGAACGGACUACCAAUAAACUGGUGGAUUUACUGCAGUCUAAAACACCGCGAGAUAUUCCCGAUGUCCUGGAAGAUUAUGUUCACCUGCUCACCCAGCUCGCUGAAUUCGCACCGGAAGCCUUCUUCCAGUCUCCCGUUUUCCCUUUAGCUUUCCGAGCAACUAUGGCCGCACUCACUCUGGUUCACUCUGACACUAUUUUUGCCUCCUUAGAUCUUUUUCGAAUUAUCCUUACGCAUGAUUGCCUCGAUUCCCAAACACCACAACCGCCUAAUUUCCCUCUCUAUGCGACAGCUAUCUCUGGUGUCAUUGAUAAGGAAGGCUUCGAGUUCGUCGGAUAUCUACUAGCGGGCGUGAUUGGGGACUUCCCAGAAGACUCGACUUCCUCCGUGGUGUCCAUAUUCCGAGCCAUUUCCAUGCUUCGGUCCUCGCAGCUACUGUCUUGGCUACCUGCAAUCUUGCAUCAACUUCCAUCCAGCAGUGCGCCUCCUCAAGCCAAAACAGCAUUCUUGGAAGAAGUGACCAGUGCUGUGAACACUGGCCAGUUUGACAAGGUCAAGUACGGAGUUAUCACCUUUCAUCGGGCUUCACGUAAAGCUCGAGAUCGGAGAAGAGUGAUGUCUGUAAAUCAUUCGAUAUGAGACAAAAGGGGGUACUGUAAUUACAACCAUUGUACACUUUUUGAUUCCUCAAAUUCGAUAUUGUACAUCUGUAUUCCCAAUAAGAUAGUUUAUGUUCUCGAAUUUCCACACA
Serpula lacrymans var. lacrymans S7.9 is the source of this 2917-nucleotide messenger RNA. RefSeq lists its product as uncharacterized. The record is from RefSeq and is a predicted model, not a curated record. Gene Ontology annotation, molecular function: small GTPase binding. Lineage: Eukaryota; Fungi; Basidiomycota; Agaricomycetes; Boletales; Serpulaceae. Gene Ontology annotation, biological process: protein import into nucleus. The transcript has 9 exons. Gene Ontology annotation, cellular component: cytoplasm; nuclear membrane. Bases 1 to 2805 code for a protein of 934 amino acids.